Penicillium olsonii is the source of this 1065-nucleotide messenger RNA. Lineage: Eukaryota; Fungi; Ascomycota; Eurotiomycetes; Eurotiales; Aspergillaceae. The record is from the annotation of a GenBank genome assembly.
AUGAGCGUCCCAAGCCCUUACGCCAAAGAGCUGCAAUUGGCCAGCCUCGCCGUCCAAAGAGCAGCCCUCCUCACCGAACAACUCCUCUCAGCCGUGGACAAAGGAGCCCUCGACAAGAGCGAUGACUCCCCAGUAACAAUCGCCGACUUCGCCGCCCAAGCCUCCAUAAUCGCAGCAAUCCACAACGUCUUCCCCAACGACGACAUCGUCGGCGAAGAGGAUGCCACCGCCCUCCGCGCGGACCCAGUCCUUCUAGAGCGAACCUGGCAGCUCGCAACCUCCAUUCACCUCGACGACGCCGCCAGCGAGGCCCAGCUGCACACACCCGCAACUCGCGAAGAACUCCUGGACCUCAUUGAUCUCGGCGCCAAAGGCGCCUGCACCCCGACAUCCCGCACGUGGACCCUCGACCCGGUCGACGGCACGGCCACCUUCAUCCGAGGCGAGCAGUACGCCGUUUGUCUCUCGCUUGUGGAAAACGGGGUACAGAAAGUGGGUGUGCUGGGGUGUCCGAAUCUGAGAGCCUCCGGCCGCGUUUCGGAGGAAUUGGUCGAUCGGGACGGACACGGACAGAUGCUUGCUGCUGUUGCGGGGCAGGGGGCGACGAUUCGGCCCUUGGGCACGGGGGCGCUGCUCCCUUCCCGUGUGCUGGACACGGUUCCGCAGAUUACGGAGACUGCGCGGGUGAGCUUUAUUGAUACGCGGGCGGCGAAGACGCAGGAUCUCGAGGCGCAUGGCCGGGUGGCGGCGGGCUUGGGGUGUGCGUGGCCCAAUCCGGUGGAUUUGUGGUCUGCGCAGAUGCGGUAUGUAGCGAUUGCAGUGCAGGGUGGCUGCAAUGCUUUUGUGAAACUGCCUUUGUCGCAGGACUAUCGAUCGAAGAUCUGGGAUCAUGCUGGUGGGAUGCUCAUUGUGCAGGAGCUUGGUGUUCUUGUCACGGAUCUGGAGGGGAGACCGGUGGAUUGUUCACAGGGUCGCACGUUGGCGAGCUGCCAUGGCAUGGUUGUUGGGCCAGCUUCGGUGCAUGGGAAGAUUCUCGAGGCUGUGAGAAAAGCGCGCGGUUUGUAG